Messenger RNA from Fusarium redolens, 1304 nucleotides. RefSeq lists its product as uncharacterized. The record is from RefSeq and is a predicted model, not a curated record. The transcript has a single exon. Bases 287 to 1228 code for a protein of 313 amino acids. Lineage: Eukaryota; Fungi; Ascomycota; Sordariomycetes; Hypocreales; Nectriaceae.
GUUUGAGAAUAAACCUCACAGGGCUGAAUGAUAGAUGCCUUGGGCUGUCCCGUCUGAGCAACAGUUGUGUCGUAUUCUUCGGGUUUGGCCAAGAGCCAAUUGAAGAUCUUAGGAUAAAGACGUAGAUCAUACAAGGUCGUGGGUAUAUAUAGGCCUUGUGUCCGCCUUCAAGGUGGAAGCAAGCAUCAUAGUAAGACUUACACCAACAGUUUAUCAACAUCACCAGGCUACAUUCAGAGAAAUCGGAUAUCCAAAAUACUCUUAUCAAUACCACUCUUACAGCAACAUGUCUACCAAAACAGAGACAAUGAAAACUUCAUACUUCGAACUUGGCCAUCGUCCCUCUGGACACUUGGCUCCGCCUCCUGACUACGAGACCACUGAAGCCGUAGAACUAUCACGCCUCUCACCAGCUACAUCUUCUACAAAUUCCCUCCCGGAAUAUACGACCCUGUACAACAAUGACAACAGAGACUCAGCAUCAUCCUCUGCAACACCGGGAUUUCAUCCUACAAAACAACUUCAGAUCCAAGCUCCUGGGUUUGCACUUAUCAGGCUUCCUCUACCGCCUCAGCCAGAUCCUAUCUAUGUCUUCAAUGUCACCUCAACAGGUGAUCUCGAUGAAGCCGAGUAUGUAUCGAUUCGGCCUACAAGAAACUCAGGUUCUUGCUUUCUAGCCAGGGCGAAUGAUCCGACACAAACAGCUCUUUGCACAACGACAUACCGCUUCGGUCCAGGCAAGCCUCCUAAGAUCCGUCUCGUUGGGGAUGGAUCGCAGGACGGACAGACAGAGGAGAUUGAGAUCAAUUGCAAAGGUGUUCUAACUCGCAGCACCAUCAUGCGCACUCAUCUUGGCACUUUCGAAUGGCGAUAUAGUUCCCGUGCCGAACGUCGAACUGCAAAAGCCUCGAUUGGCGAGGAAAUCGAUUGUCUACUCAUUCUUGAUCAAGUCAUGAAAGUUGCCGUUGCAGGAGGAAAACAAGAGGAGAGAAGACGUAAAGUUGGGCAGUUUGUGCGUAGUGACGAACUUCGUACCCAAGGUUCUAGGAGGAGCUCUGCUGGAAACGGUGGGCGACUUAUGCUUGAUUUGCGUGAGUGGUUGGAUCGAAAAAAUGAGGCAAUGGAGAUGGAAAUUCUAGCUGUGGUGAGUUGCGUGUCUAUGAUGAAGAAAGAAGUGGAUAGGCGAAGAAUGCAUCAGACUAUGGCCAUCAUGGUCGGUGGUUCCUAGACUAUUGGGAUGAAUACUCAGAUGAGAUAGAUACCAGUGAUAGACUGUUCGUAUAUUUUAGUUAUAGAAAUCGACC